CACAUAUGCGCAUACGCGUGCGUACAACGGCGUACAAACGCGUACAAAUCGCUAAAAAGUUUGAUAGUGCCAACAACAGAAAGUUACUAUUAUUUCUCGCAUACCUCAAACGAACACACACUCCCAGAACAAACGUAUCAUAACGCUAUAUUAUUGAAGGUUAUGAUACGUUUAUUCCGGGAGUAAGUGUAAUCAUGGUAUUUUACGUAUCUUGGGCGAAUCGAGGCCUCGAUCGUUCUUCCCGUUCUGACCCUGAUAUAUCACAACGAUAGUGCCCACUGCCCAGAUUGCUAACUAUUAGAACCAUGGAGACUAUAUACCGUCGAUAACAUUAUUUGCGGCUCCACUGGAAGAUGGCACCCGUUUCAAUAGUUACACGAUGAGUAUUUUGGGCACUUUCUAACGCCGACGGCUUAUAUGUACAUUGUGCUUCAACUCCUGUAUAUAGUCUCCAUGAUUAGAACAGAGCGAAACAUGGCAAAAUACCGCGCGGUUUUCUGACCCUCGGAUCUUAUCUGGAGAGAGCCUAAAAGAGAGAUAGUAGAUUAUAGCUUACACUAAUCGUGUCAGAAGUUUUGGAAACUUAAGAUUCAUAAAAUGUGCAAAGCAGAAUAUUAUUAUUUCAAUACUAACCAGAAUAUUGAUUGCCACUUAUAAAGUGAUAUUUAAUUUUUACUGGUUUCAUUAAACUUACCCAUUAAACCUACCUGUAUGAACUAACGAUCGGAAGUUGCAAGGUGAGGCGAGCGCCAAAUCGAGCAAUAGAUCAUACCUAAAGAGAAAACACGAGGAAAAGAAAUUAUUGAAAAUCAUCGCGUACUCUUUUGCCUUAUUUUUCCAUUGAUUGAAUGAUAUAUUGACUACAAAACUUUACAAAGUUACAAGAAGACGGAAUAAUUUCAUCAAACUUAGCGAGAUACAAAUUGAUUGAACAUUAUCUAAUAUGUUAUUAUCUUAUAGCAUAUUAAAUCAGCUGAGCUUAUUUUCUAAGCCAGCCAUGUUGAGAAAUAUUUUAGAGACGAUUACCGAUUGUUGUAGACUUCUGUCGACAUUUGGAAUACCUUUGGAUAGCAAUAACAUAAUGAGUACUUUGACUAUAGGAUGCCUGUCGACACUGCAAGCCGUAGAGCAUAAAUACACGUGGAAAAUAGAAAAUUUUCACUAUUGGCCAGAAACUUCAAAAAAUGAUUUAACAACACCUGAAUUUUCGAUUAAAAUAUUAGAUCGCAAUUUAAAAUGUAAUAUAAAAAUAUGCCAUAAACAGACGCUAAAUCAGUUUAAUGAGUUAUUACUCCAGAAAGAAUUAAACCUCAGUAUUUGUUUCAAGCAUAAUCUCAAUACUCAAAAUAUUCAAAUACACGUACAAAUUUCAGUGCUCAACAAUCAAUCAGAAGUUUAUAAAAUGUUUAAAAAAUGGUGUUAUCUUGAUAAUCGUAGUACAAUAAUAGAUUGGUUUGAAUUUUUAAAACAUAAUGAAAUCAUGGCAAGUGGAAACAAUCUAUUAAACAACAAUGCGUUAACAAUAUGUUUCGAAUUCAUAAUACCCACAGGAAUAAACAAUACUUUACAAAACAAAACUGUAGCUUCUAAUGAGGUUGGAUGCAGAAUUAUAUUAGAUCUAGAAGAUUUGUUUAAGAGUAAAAAAUACAGUGAUUUUAUAAUCACAGCUUCUUGUGGUCAAAGAUUUGAAGUUCAUAAAGUUAUAUUAGCAGCACGCUGUAACAUUUUUGCAGCAAUGUUUGAUAGUGAUAUGUUAGAGAGAAGGGAAAACAAGGUUGAUAUCUCUGAUAUUGAUGGUAAAACAAUGUACCAACUUCUCAGUUUUAUUUAUACCGGACAAGUAAAUUUACAUCAAGAUAAUGCUCUUCAAGUGAUGCAAGCAUCUGAAAAAUAUAAUAUUAUAGAUUUAAAACAAAAAUGUGAAAUCAUUCUCUGGGAAAGUGUUUCCAUUGAAAAUGUAGCAGAAAUUUUUACCAUUGCUAAUAUCUGUAAUGCAAAACAAUUAAAAAAUAAAUGUCUAAAUUUCAUGGCAGAAAACCAAAAAGACGUAAUAAAGACUUCUGGAUUUAAAACUAUGGCAAAAAGAGAUGAUGUAGAUUUGUCAGAAAUGUUAUCAUACUUUGUAAAAUGAAACGUGCAAUUGAAGAAAACUUCUUUUAUAGUUUAACAUUUUUUUUAAUAAAGAAUAUUUGUACAAUAUGCAUGUGUGUGUGUGUAUGUAGUUAUUUUAUUCCACACAAUGUUUUGAUACAUGCUUGACAAGUAAUAUCUAGUUAAAGCUAUUUAUAUAAGUUGAAUUAUGAAUA
This is a messenger RNA of Phymastichus coffea, 2306 nucleotides long. Its product is annotated as speckle-type POZ protein-like. Gene Ontology annotation, molecular function: ubiquitin protein ligase binding. The record is from RefSeq and is a predicted model, not a curated record. Gene Ontology annotation, cellular component: cytoplasm. Bases 944 to 2131 code for a protein of 395 amino acids. NCBI's taxonomy places the organism in Eukaryota, Metazoa, Arthropoda, Insecta, Hymenoptera, Eulophidae. The transcript is spliced from 2 exons. Gene Ontology annotation, biological process: proteasome-mediated ubiquitin-dependent protein catabolic process; regulation of proteolysis.